This is a messenger RNA of Panicum hallii, 980 nucleotides long. RefSeq lists its product as uncharacterized. The record is from RefSeq and is a predicted model, not a curated record. Bases 112 to 783 code for a protein of 223 amino acids. NCBI's taxonomy places the organism in Eukaryota, Viridiplantae, Streptophyta, Magnoliopsida, Poales, Poaceae. The transcript is spliced from 3 exons.
UCCGUGUCAGAUCUCGCCUCUUACCACGCCAUUAAUUUCGUGUACCAAACCCCGGCCGGAAAAUAAGGCCUCCGCCGCCGCCGCCGCCGUAAACCACGGGUAAUCGCGGACAUGGAGGGCGUGGGCGCGCGGUUGGGGCGCACCUCCGCGCGCUACGGCCCCGCGACGACUUUCACGGGCCCCGUUAGGAAGUGGCGCAAGGAGUGGGUCCCCGUCGCCGCCGCCGCCGCCGCCAGCGCCAACGCCAACGCCAACGCCAGUGCCAGCGCCAACGGAGGCGCGGCGUCCUCCACGGGCACGGGAUCCGGCGGCGGAUCCCGUGGGAAUAACCUUCUCCUGUUUAAGUGGACCCCGGUGAACGGGGCCAACGGGGGAGGAGGCGACGGGGAGCGGCAGGCGGCGGCCGAGGAGACGGCCACCAGACGCCGGCGGUAUGUGCCGGUUUCUGUAGUUGAAGAGGAAAGGCAAGAAUCUGCAAAAUCUGAUGAUGAGAAUAAAGCUAAUGAUGGAGAUCCGUCUUCAAAUGAAACUGAGCCAUCAAAUGGAAAGACUGAUAUCAAUGAUACACCUAUGGAUGAACCUCAGGCAUCAGAUGAGGAUGCUCGAGAUUCUGGCAAAAAUGGUGGUGGAACAGACUUCAAUUUGAAUUUAGGUUUGAAAGACCCGGACGGUGAUAAUGAAGGUGACACAGCAGAGCAACAUGAAGUGGCCAAGAACCUGCAGACAGAGAAUAAUAGAUUCAAGAGGAAAUCCGUAACCCCUGACCUUGAGAUGAGAAUGUGACCUGGCUGUUCCAUUUCUUUCUUGAUUACUUCACUAUUUGCCUUGUGGCAUGUAACUUAGAUACAUUAUUACUGUAGAGACAAUUCAGCAAAAUCGAUUACAGGACCUACAAUAGUGUGAAGUGUUUGAACUCGUUGCCAAACAUAUUCAAUUUAAUUUUCCAGAGAUGUCCAGAAUCGGAUAACUGGCUGUCACAA